AAAUCACAGCAACAAAUUUCACACUGAACCGACUCAAAGUCCAUUUUUUUUUUGCCUUCUAGAAAACUAAUCUCCUGACCCGUGGUGAUGGAGGAGAAACGCCGGGACGCGGGGAACUCACCGGCUGGACCGAGCUCAGCCGAGCUGGAGCCGGCAACAACUCGCCGUCGAGCUGGAGCACAAAAGAGGAAAGCUAAUUCUCUUUCCGGGUCCAGCUCAUCAUCGACGCCGUCGAAACGGGCUACACGGGAGAAGUCAUCUAACUUGAUCUCCCACUCUUCGAUCAACCAUAACGGUCCUUUAACUAGGGCUCGCCAAGGAGCGCCUAGUGGAAACCUAGCCUUGGGUUUGGGCUCCGGAUUCGGUGGCGCGAAGCUUGAGGAGAGGAUUUUGGUUAAAGAGAGUGUGAAGGCUGAAGAUUUGGAGGAAUUGAAUAAGGCAAGUGAAGAGUUGGAGGCUUUGGAAGCUAAGAUUGAAGCUGAGUUUGAAGCUGUUAGGUCUCGUGACAGUAAUGCGCACGUGGUUCCUAAUCAUUGCGGAUGGUUUUCAUGGAAAAAAGCUCACCAUGUGGAGGAAUGUAUAUUACCUUCAUUCUUUAAUGGGAAAUCCCCAGUGCGUACCCCUGAUGUGUACUUGGAGAUACGUAAUAGCAUUAUGAAGAAAUUUCAUGCAAAUCCGAGUGUACAAAUUGAGUCUAAAGAUCUGCCAGAUAUUGAAGUUGGCGACUUGGAUGCAAGGCAGGAAGUACUGGAGUUCUUGGACUACUGGGGUUUGAUUAACUUUCAUCCAUUCCCUCCAGGUGAUUCUGCCGUGGUCAGUGCUGAUGGUGAUUGUGACGGGAUAGCGAAAAAGGAUUCUUUGCUUGAAAAUUUGUUUCAUUUUGAGGUGAUUGAAUCGCGCCCAUCAGUUGUUCCCAAAGCUAACCUUUCAACUCCAUCUAUGCCAUCUGGGUUUCUUCCAGAGUCUGCAGUUCUUGAUGAUUUGUUGAGACUUGAGGGACCAUCUGUUGAUUACCAUUGCAACUCUUGUUCAGCUGAUUGCUCUCGGAAGCGCUACCAUUGCCAGAAGCAGGCAGAUUUUGACUUAUGUACUGAUUGCUUUAACAACCGGAAGUUUGGCUCUGGCAUGUCUUCUUCUGAUUUUAUUCUCAUGGAGCCUGGUGAGGCCUCUGGCCUUAGCGGCGGGAAGUGGACAGAUCAGGAAACUCUCCUUCUUCUCGAGGCACUAGAACUUUAUAAAGAAAACUGGAAUGAGAUUGCAGAGCAUGUUGCGACAAAAACCAAAGCUCAAUGCAUACUGCACUUUCUUCAAAUGCCAAUUGAGGAUGUAUUCUUUAAUUCUGAUGAUAAUAUAGACACUAAUUCCAAAGAAACAUCUGCACCUGCUGUAGUGACUGAUGAAACAUCUGUCCCUAAAGAUGUCUCUGAAGCAACAGAGACUAAGACUACUUCUCAGGAAGAUCAGGUUCCUCAAGAGGACCAGACCCAGACUACACCCGUGGAUGCUUCAAAACCUGAAGAUGAGAAAGAAAAGAGAGAGAGUGAGGAAAUGUCAAAACCUGAAACAGGAACCGACAUAAAAUGUGCUCCAGAAACAUCAAAGCCAGAAGAAAUGGAUGAAGCAAAAGAUGGACAAGACACCAAAGAAAAUUGUGCAAUUAUGGCUCUAAGGGAGGCAUUCGAAGCUGUUGGUUAUAAUUUAACAUCUGAGAGUACACUCUCAUUUGCUGAUGUGGGAAACCCCAUCAUGGCAUUGGCAGGAUUCUUUGCACGCCUUGCUGGGCCCAAAAUUGGUGCUGCUUCAGCACAGGCUUCACUGAAAGCAUUAUCUGGUAGUUCUCCCAACAUUCAACUGGCUGCAAGGAACUGCUUUCUUUUGGAAGAUCCACCAGAUGACAAGAAGGAACAAACUGGUUCUGAGAGUGUUGUCAAUGAUGUCGGUAAUCAGGAUGCUCAGAAUGUCGAAAAUUCAGAAAACAAAAGCCUCAAGGAGGACAAGUCCACCCCAGUUUUGGAUCAGAAAAGUUCAUCGAGCAACCAUGCAGACCAAAAUGCUGAAACUUCUCUUCCUGAAGAAAAGGUGACAUCAGCUUCACCUAAUUGCCUAUCCACUGAUAAGAAAGAGCCAGGUACUUCUGCAACCAGUAAGGAAGCUAAAAAGGCUAAUCAAUCAAAAGAUCAUGAACCAGGUGUAAUGAGGGGAUCAGAUAACUUGGCAUCCCAGGUUCCACCAAGUUCUGCGGAGGAGACUGGUGGGAAGGAAACCUCAGCACAAGAGUCUUCUCAACGAACAGAGGUUGUGAAGGAAGUAGAAAUGUCCGAGUCUGUUCCAUUAGAAAAGAAUGAGCCUUCUGAUGCAGCUGCAUCAGAGCCAGUGGCAGAGCUAUCUGAACCAACAGAGGCAUUGAAAAAUGUAGAGACGGUUUCUGGCUCUCCAUCUGGAGCAAAGAAUGAGCAACAACCAGUUAAAUCAAGUUCUGGUGGAGAGAUUUCUCAGCCUACAAAGGCAUCAAAUGAUAUAGAAAUGGUGUCUGAUUCACAGCCAUCAGAAAGGAGUGAACCUCAGCAACCAGUCACAUCUAAUUCAGUAAAUGAAAAUGGAACAAUCACAGAUGUGAUUAAAGAAGGUAAAAGUGAGAGCCAUACCUCUACAGAAACAAAAGAUGAUAGUAGCAUUGACAAAGUAAAGCGUGCUGCCGUAACAGCACUCUCAGCAGCUGCAGUGAAGGCCAAACUUCUUGCAGACCAGGAAGAGGAUCAAAUCCGGAAACUUACGACAUCAUUAAUAGAAAAGCAGUUUUCUAAGAUGGAAGCCAAAUUAGGUUUCUUCAAUGAAAUGGAGGGUCUCAUGAUGAGGGUAAAAGAGCAAUUAGACAGAUCAAGGCAAAAGCUUUACCAUGAACGAACUCAAAUUAUUGCAGCUCGACUGGGCCUACCAGCUUCCUCCUCUAGAGCAAUGCCACCAGCAAAUACCGCAAAUAGAAUUGCAACCAACUAUGCAAAUUCAGUCGCAAGGCCUCCGAUGAGAACAACUGCCGCAAGACCACCAAUGUCAAGACCUAUGGGGCCUAUGGCUCCUACCUCAUCCAACCCAUUUGUAUCUACAACAGUUGCAGGAAGUUCAAUCCGGCGUGCUAGCCAAGACAACCUUUCUUCAGUCAGAACAAAGUAGUCUCUUUUACUUGUGAAUAGAAUUUGUCAUCCAUUCUUAUACGACGGUCACCAAUCAUGAGGUUUUGCCAGUUACAGCGCCAGCAUCAAGAGCGUUGACUAUCUCCAACCGACCGAAUGGAGCUGGAAUCUCAUUGUCUUGGGAGGAAGGAGCAGAUGGUUAUUGUUCUCCCUUCGUCCCUACUCGAGUUAAAAACGUUUAAGUCAUCUAACCUGCAAUUUUUUUUACUGUGUCUGGAAUUUUGUAAGGAUAAUAGGUAGUUUGGGUACUCUUGCUGAAUUUAGUGCAAAAAUUAAACAUUCAUAUAACCUUGGUUACAGAACUCUUUGGUUGUCUUAAGGUGCAAGUGUGGCUGAUGUAACCCAUGUAAUCUAUUUAUUUAUGAUAUUUUAAUGUUAUGAUAUUUUAAUGUUAUAAA
Gossypium raimondii (Peruvian cotton) is the source of this 3589-nucleotide messenger RNA. RefSeq names its product SWI/SNF complex subunit SWI3D. Gene Ontology annotation, molecular function: protein binding; zinc ion binding. The record is from RefSeq and is a predicted model, not a curated record. Lineage: Eukaryota; Viridiplantae; Streptophyta; Magnoliopsida; Malvales; Malvaceae. The coding region runs from base 88 to 3171 and encodes 1027 amino acids. The transcript is spliced from 8 exons.